AUGAUCAGAAAUCCAGAUUAUACAAACUUUGUUUGCUGUGCUUUUUGUAAUAAAAUAAUUCCACCAGCCCCUUUUGGAGAAACCUUCAAACGGAUACAUGAAUACAAACCAUUCAAGACCCGCUUUUACACUCACAAAGAUAUACUGGAUAUUGGCGCAAAUAUUCUGAAUAAAGAAGAGAGAUUUCAAGAGAACUUAUUCAAAGAAAGGAUUGCAAAAGCAGAAGCUAAAGUAUGGAGUCAGGCUAAUGAACUCCAAAAACAAGCAGUGGAGAAAAUCCUUGAAGAUGUAAAUGCCAGACACAAAUUUGAAAUUCAGGUUCUGGAAGAGAAACAUCAGAAAGAUUUACAGGACAUGGCAGCUAAAACCAAGACAGAAAUGUUUCGAAACAUGAAGAACGAAAUGAAGAGAGAAAACUUGGCUGCAGAACAACGCAUGGUGCACAGAAUCCAAAGGAUUAUGAUGGAGUGCCACAGGGAGAAGAUGGAGGCUGUGGAGAAAGCCAGGGAAGAAGAAAGACGGAUCUCCCAGGAAGCAAUCCAAGCCCAAAAAAGCAAGGCCAUGGAAGAACUCCUGAAUGCUGGUGUGUCCAUCAUGAAAGACCAGAAGAUGAACAUGAGCCAGUUAAUAAAAGAAAAGGAACAUGAAAUGAACAUCUACUACGGCAUAGCUCAGAAGCAAAAGCAAGAAGAGGCACAGGAAGUGCUUCAGGAAGCUGAGAAAACACACCAGGCCACUCUUGGUAAUGUGAUGGAUAAACUGGUUAACACUCAGGGGGAGCUGCUGUCCAUAGCAAAGCAACUGGGAAUCAUGACAAACUGGAAAGAUUUUCUGGAGGAGGAACUACAGGAAACCAGAGCAGCAUUUCAAAAAUACAUCAAUUAUACUUUUCCUCAGCUGUCACCAGGACAUGCCGAUUUUAUUAUGCCAGAAAGAAAGAAGACACCUUCCAAUCUUGUUGUUAAGGACGACGAAGCAACUCUUGAAUAG
This is a messenger RNA of Sciurus carolinensis (gray squirrel), 990 nucleotides long. It is a transcript of the gene C7H6orf163, whose product is annotated as chromosome 7 C6orf163 homolog. The transcript is spliced from 5 exons. NCBI's taxonomy places the organism in Eukaryota, Metazoa, Chordata, Mammalia, Rodentia, Sciuridae. The coding region runs from base 1 to 990 and encodes 329 amino acids. The record is from RefSeq and is a predicted model, not a curated record.